GCUGUGCCAAAGAUAAAGAAGAAGAAGAAGUGUAGACUUUGACUUUGCUGUCCUGACCUGCUACGUGUAAAAUGUUGAAAAUUCGAAUAUUUCCAUGAUUUUUAAGUGAUUAAGGAGCAAAUCUGUAGAAAAUAGUCCGGACAAUUAAUCUGCGAGUCUGUGACUGGAAAUAAAAUGCGUCCGCUUAGCAAGAUAUUAUUAUUCUGGCUUGUUGUCGGGGCGUUUUCGGAUGAACACAAUCACAUAUAUGAUACCAAUGAAGAAGUGGUAUUAUGGAUGAACACUGUGGGGCCCUACCAUAACAGGCAGGAAACAUACAACUAUUUUUCGCUGCCCUUUUGUGUGGGGUCGAAGGAAUCAAUCAGCCACUACCAUGAAACGCUCAGCGAAGCCCUGCAAGGUGUUGAGCUGGAAAUUAGCGGUAUUGACAUGGACUUCAAAACUAAUGUGGCUAAAACCGAAUACUGCGCCGUUCAGCUAGAUGAGGCCAAGUACAAGGCCUUCGUAUAUGCUGUGAAGAACCAUUACUGGUACCAAAUGUACAUCGAUGACCUGCCAAUUUGGGGUGUAGUGGGAGAAGUCAAAGACAAUAACUUUUACAUUUGGACUCACAAGAAAUUCGAAAUCGGGUACAACGGCAAGCAGAUCAUCGAUGUGAACUUAACGUCCGAAGACAAAGUGGAGUUGUCGUCCACUAGGAAGUUGAGUUUUACCUAUGAAGUGACUUGGAAGAAGACUGACACCAAGUUUGAAGAUCGCUUUGAUAAAUAUUUGGACCACAACUUUUUCCAGCAUAGAAUUCACUGGUUCAGCAUUUUCAACAGCUUCAUGAUGGUGAUUUUCUUGGUGGGCCUUGUUUCGAUGAUCCUGAUGAGAACCCUUCGCAAAGACUAUGCGAGAUACAGUAAAGAUGACGAUGUAGAUGACAUGGAAAGGGAUCUGGGUGAUGAAUACGGCUGGAAGCAAGUGCAUGGCGAUGUGUUUCGACCUGCCUCAAACCCUCUAGUGUUUUCAGCGCUUAUUGGUGCCGGCCACCAGUUAACCACCGUAGUUCUGAGCGUUAUCAUUUUUGCAAUUCUCGGCGAGCUCUACACUGAACGCGGUAUGUUGCUUUCCACGGCGAUUUUCGUUUACGCGGUUACUGGCCCAGUGAACGGAUAUUUCGGUGGUUCGCUCUAUGCUCGAAUGGGCGGAAAGCUGUGGAUCCGCCAGAUGGUGGCGUCGGCCUUUAUGGUACCGGUCUUCGUCUGCGGCACUGCCUUUGUUAUCAACUUUAUCGCCAUGUAUUAUCACGCAUCCAGGGCGAUUCCGUUCGAAACGAUGGUUGCCGUUAUUUGCAUUUGCACUUUUGUCAUUCUCCCGCUCACUCUCGUUGGAACCGUUUUGGGUAGAAAUCUGGCUGGACAACCUGAUUAUCCUUGCAGAAUAAAUGCUGUGCCAAGGCCGAUUCCCGAAAAGAAAUGGUUUAUGGAGCCGGGAGUCAUUAUCCUGCUUGGCGGCGUGCUACCUUUUGCCAGCAUUUUCAUUGAAAUGUAUUUCAUCUUCACGUCUUUCUGGGCCUAUAAAAUUUACUACGUCUAUGGAUUCAUGCUGCUGGUGUUCGUUAUCCUGAUCAUUGUGACCGUCUGUGUUACAAUUGUGUGCACCUAUUUUCUGUUGAACGCCGAAGACUAUCGCUGGCAAUGGACAUCGUUCUUGGCAGCCGGAUCCACCUCUGCAUAUGUGUACAUCUAUGCAAUCUACUACUUUUUCUUCAAAACCAAAAUGUACGGGCUGUUUCAAACCACCUUCUACUUUGGUUACAUGGCGCUCUUCAGCGGCGUUUUGGGUAUAAUUUGCGGAACUGUGGGCUACAUUGGAACAAGCAUAUUUGUGCGAAAAAUAUACUCAACAGUGAAAAUCGACUGAGCUCAUUUGCUUGGGAGUGCAAACCGCAAUUUACUGAACGAAAUGGUGUUUGCUUGGACAGUACGUUGUUGAUUUUUUCCUGGGUUCCGAUGCGCCAGUUGCCAUUCAUAUAAGUUCAGUGUAUAUAUUUGUUAAUAUGUGAUCGCGAGACCAGGAGAGUGAGGCGUUGCAAUAUAUUGUCCUUUUUAUUUCUAAUAAACAGUAUUGUUUAACGUCA
Messenger RNA from Dendroctonus ponderosae (mountain pine beetle), 2125 nucleotides. RefSeq names its product transmembrane 9 superfamily member 3 (gene TM9SF3). NCBI's taxonomy places the organism in Eukaryota, Metazoa, Arthropoda, Insecta, Coleoptera, Curculionidae. Gene Ontology annotation, biological process: protein localization to membrane. The coding region runs from base 175 to 1908 and encodes 577 amino acids. Gene Ontology annotation, cellular component: membrane. The transcript has 11 exons. The record is from RefSeq and is a predicted model, not a curated record.